UUUUUUCUCAGCUUCUGUUACGACCUUUAUUCACUGAUUUGCUUCUGUUAUUUGAGCAUGGAGAUCCCACUCCUACGCUACCAAAGCCUAGCCCUGGAUCAGAUCCAAAGUACUUGUAGUUUUCCUUUCACCUUCUCUGAUCGUAAGCAUAAGCUUUUCACGAAUACGUCGUUGUUUUCUGGGUAUCGUUUCUCGUUCCAUAGGAGGAAAUGGAGGAGCCCAUUUGAUAGGAUUAGUUGUUCUUCACUGGAACGAGGGCUUCACACACGGCUGAAGCCGAAACCUUCCAGAACCGAUGUUCGUGAGGACAAAGAAACGGUUUUGGAAGAAACGCGGGUGAGAAAACCUAGUUCUGGCCUUUGUAGUCAGAUAGAGAAGUUGGUUUUGAACAAAAGGUACAGGGAGGCGCUUGAACUGUUUGAGAUCUUGGAGUCUCAGGGUGAUUUUGAAUUGGGUUUUAGCACGUAUGACUCCUUGGUGAGCGCAUGCAUUGGUUUGAAGUCAAUUAGAGGGGUUAAGAGGGUGUUUAGUUUUAUGAUCAGUAAUGGUUUUGAAUUGGACUUGUAUAUGAGGAACAGGGUGUUGCUUAUGCAUGUGAAAUGUGGGAUGAUGAUUGAUGCGCGUAGGCUGUUUACUGAAAUGCCGGAGAGGAACUUAGUGUCUUGGAAUACGAUAAUUGGGGGGCUCGUGGAAUCUGGAGAUUAUGUUGAGGCAUUCCAGCUGUUUUUUAUCAUGUGGGAGGAGUUUUCGGAUGUUGGGUCACGAACAUUUGCUAUGAUGAUUCGGGCAUCUUCUGGCUUGGGUCGCAUAUUUGCAGGGAGACAGUUCCAUUCGUGUGCUUUGAAGAUGGGUGUCGGUGAGGAUAUUUUCGUGUCUUGCGCUUUAAUUGACAUGUAUAGUAAAUGUGGGAGCAUUGAAGAUGCUCAAUAUGUUUUUAAUGAGAUGCCGGAGAAGACGACGGUAGGAUGGAAUUCCAUUAUAGCAGGUUAUGCACUUCACGGUUAUAGCGAUGAAGCUCUUGGUAUGUAUUAUGAGAUGCGUGAUUCUGGGGUUGAAAUGGAUCAUUUUACAUUUUCAAUAAUUAUAAGAAUAUGUACGAGGUUAGCUUCACGGGAGCAUGCUAAGCAAGCUCAUGCAAGUUUAGUUCGUCAUGGUUUUGGGUUAGAUAUUGUAGCGAACACGGCACUUGUUGAUUUCUAUAGCAAAUGGGGAAGUAUAGAAGACGCCCGCCAUGUUUUUGACAAUAUGCCCCAAAAGAAUGUUAUAUCUUGGAAUGCCCUGAUUGCUGGCUACAGUAAUCAUGGCCGUGGAGAAGAGGCCAUUGAGGUGUUUGAACGGAUGCUUCGGGAGGGAAUGAUACCCAACCAUGUCACCUUUCUUGCUGUUUUAUACGCUUGCAGUUAUUCAGGUCUAUCAGAACGUGGUUGGGAAAUUUUUCAAUCAAUGAGUAGGGAUCACAAGAUUAAGCCUCGGGCAAUGCAUUAUGCAUGCAUGAUUGAAUUGCUAGGUCGAGAGGGGCUUCUGGAUGAAGCCUCUGCACUGAUAAGAAAUGCUCCAUUUAAGCCUACACCGAACAUGUGGGCUGCCUUGCUGACUGCUUGUCGAGUCCAUGAGAAUUUAGAGCUUGGAAAAUUUGCAGCAGAGAAGCUUUAUGGAAUGGAGCCUGAAAAGCUUAGUAAUUAUGUGGUGCUUUUAAAUAUAUACACCAGCUCUGGCAAAUUGAAGGAAGCUGCUGCUGUUGUUCAGACCUUAAGAAGAAAGGGUUUGAGAAUGCUUCCUGCAUGCACUUGGAUUGAAGUUAAAAAGCAGCCCCAUGUUUUCAUUUCCGGAGAUAAAACCAAUCGUCACUCAAAAGAGAUUUACCAGAAAGUGGACCACUUAAUGAUAGAGAUUUCAAAGCAUGGUUACGUUCCUGGGAGAAAAUAUUUGCUUCCUGAUGUUGACCAGGAAGAGCGGGUUUCGUUGUACCACAGUGAGAAGCUGGCGAUAGCUUUUGGGCUGAUCAACACUCCAGAUUGGACACCACUUCAAGUUGUGCAGAGCCAUCGCAUAUGUGGUGAUUGCCAUAAUGCGAUUAAGUUAAUAGCCAUGGUUACUGGACGUGAAAUUGUUGCGAGGGAUGCCAGUAGAUUCCACCAUUUCAGAGAUGGGAGCUGUUCUUGUGGGGAUUAUUGGUGAUCACAAAAUUGUUUUGUAGGACCUAAAAACUUGUCUUUCUCAUAUUUUGGAUGUCCUCUUUUUUCCUACCCUUAGAUACAAUAAAGUAACCAUAAAAUAGCAUUGUAAUCUUAAGAGGUACGAAUUACAAAUAGAAACCGAAAUUCUGUUCCAUCAAUAGAAUUCUGUUCCAUAA
Carya illinoinensis is the source of this 2353-nucleotide messenger RNA. RefSeq names its product pentatricopeptide repeat-containing protein At5g50390, chloroplastic. Lineage: Eukaryota; Viridiplantae; Streptophyta; Magnoliopsida; Fagales; Juglandaceae. Gene Ontology annotation, biological process: RNA modification. Gene Ontology annotation, molecular function: zinc ion binding; protein binding; RNA binding. Bases 58 to 2178 code for a protein of 706 amino acids. The transcript has a single exon. The record is from RefSeq and is a predicted model, not a curated record.